CUCAAUCUCGUAUCAGGUAAUGCGAUUCAAUUUAGUUGUAUAUAAAGUACUUGAGAAGAUAAAUGUAAGCAAUCAGUGUCCUUUUUGCACUCAACGUUCUUAAAAUGAGCGCAUUAAACAUAAAAUACAGUAAAAUACAAAAAGACACUUUUUAAAAGUGGAUUCAUGCCAUUUUAAAUAUCCCUUUAAUAUCCUGUAUCGGGUAUAUCGUGCGCACGCCACGUUUGUUGAAAAUCCCGGUAACAUGACCAUGUAAAUAACUGCGGUAAUCAAAUUACCUCAGUUAAUUUUAACCACUGUUUAUACAAUCGGAUGCAGAUGUGCAAUUGGAAAGGAUUGAUGUUUUGAAGGUAUACUGAGACCACUCCCGCUGAACUACGUUACAAUGAGAGGUGCGUCUGCACGACAGACGUCAUAACUACAACGGUUACGGCGUCUUUCCACAGUUUGUUGACGAUACGGGACAUUGUUAAAACAAAUGAUAUUAACGUUUGACAUAAACGGCUGCAUUACAUCUUACACGGGACAAUGGAUCACAGACACAGACACGAACACGGUGAGCACCAUGUUGGUCACGUGCACCCUGCAUCACAUAAGAACGUCACCAAACGGCCGGCUAAAUCGAGGAUGACUGCUACCGUCGCCGCAACUACCGAGCGCGUCAUCCCCUCGAAUGAAAACGUGUCUGUAGAAGGCGGUCACGUGUCUAUGGAUGACAGUCACGUGUCUAUGCACGGCAGUCACGUGUCUAUGCACGACGGUCACGUUCCUAUGGACGGCGGUCACGUGUCUAUGCACGGCAGUGACAUGUCUAUGAAAGUUGGUCACGUGUCAGAACACAGCGAUCACGUGGUGCACGUUGGAAACCACACGAUAAACGAGCAGCCUGACCGCGGCUACGAACAUGGCGAUGCACAUACAGGGCACUUUUCCCACAUGAUGAUGUCGCAUACUCAUACGUAUUUUUCAACGGGCAGCUACACGGAUUUGAUGAUCAAAGGGAUAAACGUUUCGUCUAUUCAAGACGUGAUUCUCACACUGCUGGUAGUGAUGUUUAUGGUGAUUCUUAUCGAGGCUCUGAACACCUGUUUAAAGCGACACGAUCAAAGGUCACAAUAUCCAUCUGUCUCAUCCAAGUUUUCCAUGCUCCUGUUGGCCACUGUUGCCAAGAUGGCGACUCUAACAGUCGGGUACCUGGCGAUGCUCCUAGUUAUGACCAUGAACUACUGGAUCCUCAUUACAGCGGUCCUUGCCUCUGGCAUUGGUCAUCUCAUUAUGCGACCUAUCAUCACCGCCUGCUGCAGUCCUCCAAAUAGAAUAUCUACCCAUCAGGAACUUGCAAAUGCGCAGAAGGUGAACUGCUCUACGUCCGUGAGUAUGUCCUGCAAACCACUGUGUGAGGCGGCACAGUCGGACGCGAUUGAAGUUCCAAACGGAGAAGAGGAGACUACACCGUUGACUUGGGCCCCACAGCUUGAUAAGCCCUGUUCACAAACAUGACUUACUGAAAGUUUACUUUCUGCUUUGUUCUUAAGCAACAUUAUACUGAGAGAAGUUUUGUUCGGCCGUGUGUAGAUACAUAAUGAAUUGCAAAAUGCCACGAAACGCCACGCAUAAGGCCUACAUGUACAUGCUAUUACUUCAUCAAAUAGCUUAGCAACAUGUUUUUGCAUAAUCAAAUUAGAAUAAAAGUAUACAUAAAGGGAUAUCGUUCCCAUGCACAACACGUGAUAUUAUGUUGUAAUGAAGUGAUGAACUCUAUUGACAAACAUAUGAUGUAUGUAUAAACAUAUUCUUAAAGUAUAAUUAUGUCUGUGUAUACAUGUAGUCAAUGUACUUAUAUACAAGUAUAUGUUUUAUCGUUGCAAAAGGUUGUUGUGUGUAGCAUACUUUUAAAUGCAAACUUGUAAACAAAGUAACUCUCGCUUAUUUUGAUUAUUUGCUUACGCAUGAUUUGCUACAAAAUUUACACUACCAUGCUCACCAUACAUGCUCAUCUAUUUUUCUGCGUGUUGGUUUUCGUUAUAUUAAAAUGAUGUAUUCCAUGGUUUGUUCACAAAUGUAUUGAUAACCUUCGCCCACAAAACAAUACAUUUUCAAU
Messenger RNA from Dreissena polymorpha, 2101 nucleotides. RefSeq lists its product as uncharacterized. The transcript is spliced from 6 exons. Gene Ontology annotation, biological process: copper ion transmembrane transport. The coding region runs from base 529 to 1500 and encodes 323 amino acids. Gene Ontology annotation, molecular function: copper ion transmembrane transporter activity. Gene Ontology annotation, cellular component: membrane. Lineage: Eukaryota; Metazoa; Mollusca; Bivalvia; Myida; Dreissenidae. The record is from RefSeq and is a predicted model, not a curated record.